GUGUUGGCUCAUCUCCGGCAAACCAAGCUCACACGAGCUUCAAAAUAUUGAGGCGUGGUCAUCACCGGGUGACGAUACAUGCAUCGUUGUGAAGGACAUGGAGCGCCAGGGAAUUAUUGCCAUCGGCUCUAGAGACAAUCCAAACCGGCAUGCUGCAGUAUUUUUGCUCUCCUUAAAGCCUGCUCUCAACAAGCUUUGCGACUACCCACUCAUCCCUGGUACUGUCACAGGGAUUUCACGGCACCUCCUUUUCCUGGAUACCACGUCACAGCAAGACGGGGGCAGCCUCGAAGUCCUAGAUUGGCACGCUAAGACAGAAGGCACUGCCCUUCUCCCGCGUAUACCCGAUCUGUUCGGUGCCCUCCUAGACUUUGUCCAUUUCUCAGACCACAUACUUGUAACGUGGGAGGCAUGCAUUAGCGUGUUCCCUGUGCCUGACGUACCGGCCAAAGGACGAACUGUCGCCUUCACAACUUGUGUUUCUCGAGGUUGGUCUGGUGUAGAUGCUCCAGUAUAUGCACCAUCACAGGAAACACCUUCCCUUACAAUCGCUGCCAGAGGCAAAUCGGGCGGAAUUUCCCUGUCGAUGCUUGUUCCGCUAGAUAACGACGAGGGGGGGAAAUAUCCGCCCAGUUUCCCGUACCGGCUUCUCCGACUCUCCCUGGUCGUUCCGACCGUGACACAAGAUUUAGGGGGAUGCACACAGAUAUGCCUGGGGUCGUCGGGGCGCGGGUUUUUUGUGUUUGGGGAGAAGGUGCGACUUUGUGCGCCAAGUCUGCUGUUCAUGCCCCCAUGUGAGAUGCAAUUUAGUCCUGAGUUUGAGACGGAAAGGGUUGUAUAUGAGAUUGAAACCGGUGAUGCUGUUGGUGGAGACAAGGUCGACUUUGACGAGGGGAUGGGACGGCUAGUUGUUGCGAAGGGAAACGGGGGCUUUGAUGUGGUGCAGCUGCUGUGACUGACCAUACUGAAUGCGAAGCGUUUGCGUUCUCUUAUAAAUCUGUAUGAUGCCCGUUAGAUUUAACGUUGUAUGGUACUAGAGGUUACUUGAGAAAGCUUUAAAUAACGUUCCAGAGUAAUCAACAUUGACUCUGUGUGUUCCCACUUGGAUCU
This is a messenger RNA of Suillus subaureus, 1110 nucleotides long. RefSeq lists its product as uncharacterized. The transcript is spliced from 4 exons. Lineage: Eukaryota; Fungi; Basidiomycota; Agaricomycetes; Boletales; Suillaceae. The record is from RefSeq and is a predicted model, not a curated record. The coding region runs from base 98 to 955 and encodes 285 amino acids.